CUUCCGCGAUUAGUCCGGGUAAGGCAGCCGCGGCUGGGCGGUCCUUCUCUGCCUAACUUUUAUUGCUGCUUCGGUACGCCCCCGCCUGUCCGGACGGUUUUGUCUUGCGGGCAGCACCCAAAGGGCCUGGGAGAGGAAGUUUCUGCCCGAGUUGGGAUGCGGCGGAGCCGGCGAGUCCGGGCCGGCCGAGGAGGAUGGUCGCUGGUGGUGGCGCUCUUCUCGGGGCUUGGCAUAGCGGGCGUGUUGUUGCUUUGGCACUGGGGUCCGCAGGACCCGCCUAAGAGCUCUGGGAGAGCGGCGCCCCCUUCCUUGGCGCCCGAAGUAGCCCAGCGACGAUUGCGCAGACCCGUCUACGACAAGCCGCCGUUGGGCAGAGAGACCGAGGUGGGCGAGAUGGGCCGGCCGGCGCGCUUGGAGUUAACCAAGGCCGAGCAAGACCUUCAGGAGGAGAGCAUCCAGCUGCACCAGAUCAACAUCUUCCUGAGCGACCGCAUCUCUCUUCACCGCCGCCUGCCCGAGCGCCGCAACCCGCUAUGUAAAGAGAAAAAAUAUAAUUAUUACAACUUGCCAAAGACUUCUGUUAUAAUAGCUUUUUAUAACGAAGCCUGGUCAACGCUUCUGAGAACAGUUCAUAGUGUUCUUGAGACAUCUCCUGAUAUUCUUCUAGAAGAAAUUAUCCUUGUAGAUGAUUAUAGUGAUAAAGAACAUUUAAAGGAGACUUUGGAAAACUAUCUGGCAAAUUUGCGCAAGGUACGGCUUAUCAGAGCAAAUAAAAGAGAAGGGCUGGUUCGAGCAAGGCUUCUGGGAGCUUCAGUAGCGAGAGGAGAUGUUCUUACAUUUCUCGAUUGCCAUUGUGAAUGCCAUGAAGAGUGGCUUGAACCAUUAUUAGAAAGAAUUAAAGAAGAACCAUCAGCUGUCGUCUGUCCUGUGAUUGAUGUAAUUGACUGGAACACCUUUGAAUUCUUGGGAAAUGCUGGAGAGCCGCAGAUUGGUGGGUUUGACUGGAGACUGGUCUUUACUUGGCACGUGGUACCAGAGCGGGAGCAGGAACAUCGAAGAUCCAAGACUGAUGUUAUCAGAUCUCCAACUAUGGCUGGUGGACUCUUUGCUGUGAACAAGAAUUAUUUUAACUAUCUUGGCUCAUACGACACAGGAAUGGAAGUCUGGGGAGGGGAAAACCUUGAAUUUUCAUUUCGGAUCUGGCAAUGUGGAGGAAGUCUUGAAAUCCAUCCUUGUUCUCACGUAGGGCAUGUUUUUCCAAAGCAAGCUCCAUAUUCACGUGCAAAAGCUUUAGCUAACUCUGUUCGGGCUGCCGAAGUAUGGAUGGAUUCAUACAAAGAACUUUACUACCACAGAAAUCCACAUGCACGCUUGGAACCCUAUGGAGAUGUGACAGAAAGAAAACUGCUUCGAGAGAAGCUCAAGUGCAAGGAUUUUAAAUGGUACUUAGAGAAUAUUUAUCCUGAACUUCAUGUCCCAGAGGACAGACCUGGCUUCUUUGGGAUGCUGAAGAAUAGAGGAAUGCUAAAUUAUUGCUUUGAUUACAAUCCUCCCAGCGAGCAUGAAAUUACAGGACACAAAGUCAUAUUAUAUCCAUGUCAUGGCAUGGGACAAAAUCAGUUUUUUGAGUAUACCUCCCACAAUGAAAUACGUUAUAAUACUCGUCAACCAGAAGUCUGUGCAGCUGUUGAUCCAGGAACUGAUUUUUUGAAAAUGUACUUAUGUGAAGAUAGUAUCCAAAAUAUUCCUGAAAAUCAGAAAUUUAUUCUUAGAGAGGAUGGAGUUUUAAUACAUAAGCAGACCCAGAAAUGUCUACAAGCUGAAUCUAAUGUAGAAAAUGGAUACCCAGCACCUUUGUUACGACCAUGUUCCAAUUCAGAAUACCAGAAAUGGUUUUUUAUAGGGAGAAAUUGAUACAGAAAACUGAUUUUAUGGUUGAUCAAGAUAAUCUCUGGAUCUGAAGCAAGGAAAUGUUUAAUCGUUUGUACAUGGAGAACUGUAUUAUUUUCACCUUAUUUUUCUGGAACACUAGCAGGCAUUGAAAUUCGUAUGUAGUUAUUGUGGACUUUUCUGCAUCGGAAAUCUAUUUUUGGCAGCUAUAUGAUUUUUCAAAUUUUUUAUAUAUUUUAGAAAUAAACUUAGAGACUUGAUAAUGAAAUGCAGGUGGUGGCACUUAAAUUUGAUAAUUUAAAUAUUUAUUUUUUUUUUCCUAAUGUGUUCAACUUUAAUGUGACUUAAGACAUUAAAAGAAAAAGAAAAGGACAA
This is a messenger RNA of Pantherophis guttatus, 2265 nucleotides long. It is a transcript of the gene GALNT12, whose product is annotated as polypeptide N-acetylgalactosaminyltransferase 12. The record is from RefSeq and is a predicted model, not a curated record. Gene Ontology annotation, cellular component: Golgi apparatus. Gene Ontology annotation, molecular function: polypeptide N-acetylgalactosaminyltransferase activity. NCBI's taxonomy places the organism in Eukaryota, Metazoa, Chordata, Lepidosauria, Squamata, Colubridae. Gene Ontology annotation, biological process: protein O-linked glycosylation.